Molecule: messenger RNA, 1424 nt
Organism: Pelagomonas calceolata
Lineage: Eukaryota; Pelagophyceae; Pelagomonadales; Pelagomonadaceae
Source: the annotation of a GenBank genome assembly
CAAAUCCAUCGUGCGCGCGUGUCACCAGGAGCAUAUAGCUGCCCCCAUGUAUCUCACAAAAUGCGCCGUCUGUGCCACCGAGCUUGGCUUAACCAUGGGCAAGAAAUGCGGCCGCUGCAGUACACGCUACUGCGGGCCCGAAUGCCAGGUGCAGCACUGGAAGGAGGGUGGGCACGACAAGCUCUGCAAAUUGAUAAAAAAAGGAGGCGGAGCCGAACAAUACAACGCAAAUAAGAAGUACGCUGAGGCGGUUGCGGUCGCGGUCGAGAAAUGCGCGGACGACACGAAAGGCCAGACGUGCUUCAUCUGCACCCAGGCCCUCCACUGGAAGACGAAGGAGGGCCUCGUGCGCGGGUGCGCGUGCCGCGGGACGGCAGGGUUUGCGCACGUGUCGUGCUUGGCGGAGCAGGCGAAGAUUUUGGUCGCGGAGGCGGAGGAGAACAACUUGGACGACAACCAGUGGCAUCGGUGGCACACGUGCAGUCUGUGCGAGCAGGAAUACCACGGCGUCGUGAAAUGCGCGUUCGGGUGGGCGUGCUGGAAGACGUACCUGGGUCGGCCGGAGGGGGACUGGGCUCGGAGUUCCGCGAUGAUGAUGCUUGGGAACGGUUUAUCAGCAGCAGGGCACGACGAGGACGCGUUGUCCGUGAGAGAGGCCGAGCUGUCUAUAGAGCGGCGGCAUGGUACAUCAGAAAAUGAUAUUCUUAUCUCGCAGACAAAUCUUGCGAACACGUAUCAGAAGCUUGGGCGGUUUGAACAGGCCAACUCUAUGCUGCGAGACGUAUACUCCGGCUGGCUGAAGUUCAGUGGCGAGGAGCACAGCUCAGCCCUCAUAGCCGCCAACAACUACGCGGCGUCCCUUAGUAGCCUCAAGCGCUUUGAAGAAGCCAAGUCGCUGUUGCGCAGAACGAUACCAGUGGCGCGACGCGUUCUUGGUGAGAGUGAUAAUAUCACGCUCAAGAUGAGGAGAAGUUACGCGGGGUCGCUAGUCAUGAACAACGGCGCCACGCUCGACGAUCUCCGCGAGGCCGUGACGACGCUCGAGGACGCGGAACGGAUCGCGCGGCGCGUGCUCGGUGGCGCGCACCCAAACGCGUGUUUGAUGGCGGGGUCCCUGCGUGAAGCACGAGAAACCCUCCGCGCCCGCGAAAUGCUGGCUACACUCCCGGCCCCGCGCUUCAAAGUAGGUGCACGUGUGGAAUGCAAAGUCGAGGCAAAAUUUUUAGAAGGGACUGUCGUGCGCCAUCACUACCGCGAGUCUGACUGGGAGCCCGGCGUCUUCGCCCCCUACCAGGUCAAGCUCGACGGCCGAAGGUCCGGCCGUGACCUUGUUUUUGCGCCUCGGGACGAUGACCGGUCCAUCCGGGCGGCCGGCGCGGACUCGGACGCCGAAACAAUCUAGUAAGACAACAGUAUUACCUCCC